This is a messenger RNA of Heterocephalus glaber (naked mole-rat), 3209 nucleotides long. RefSeq names its product cytochrome P450 family 11 subfamily B member 2 (gene Cyp11b2). Gene Ontology annotation, molecular function: steroid 11-beta-monooxygenase activity; heme binding; iron ion binding. NCBI's taxonomy places the organism in Eukaryota, Metazoa, Chordata, Mammalia, Rodentia, Bathyergidae. The record is from RefSeq and is a predicted model, not a curated record. Gene Ontology annotation, biological process: aldosterone biosynthetic process; cortisol metabolic process; cholesterol metabolic process. Gene Ontology annotation, cellular component: mitochondrion; mitochondrial inner membrane.
GCACCAGGUUGGCAGGAGCAUGGGGAUGGCAUUCAGGGUGAAGGCAGACGUGUGGCUGGCAGGGCCCUGGCUGUGCCUGAGAGGGGCCAGGGCACUGGGCACCAGAGCAGUUAUGCCCCCCAUGGCCAUGGUGCUGCCCUUUGAAGCCAUACCCCAAUGUCCAGGCAACAAGUGGUUGAGGGUGCUGCAGAUUUGGAAGGAUCAAGGCGUUGAGGACAUUCACCUGGAGAUGCAUCGAACCUUCCAGGAGCUGGGGCCCAUUUUUAGGUAUGACGUUGGAAGGAUGCAGAUAGUCUCUGUGAUGCUGCCAGAGGAUGCUGAGCAGCUGCACCAAGCAGAGAGCCUGUAUCCCUGCCGCAUGCACCUGGAGCCCUGGAUGGCCUACAGAGAACACCGAGGGCAGAAGCCUGGAGUAUUCUUGCUGAAUGGGCCUGAAUGGCGCUCUAACCGACUGCAGCUGAACCCAAAUGUGCUGUCCCCAAAGGCAGUGCAAAAGUUCCUCCCCAUGGUGAACAUAGUGGCAAGAGACUUCUCAGAGGCCUUGAAGAAGAAGGUGCUACAGAGUGCCCAGCGGAUCCUGACCCUGGACAUCCAGCCCAGCAUUUUUAACUAUACUGUAGAAGCCAGCAACUUUGCACUUUUUGGAGAGAGGUUGGGCCUCUUUGGCCAUAACCCAAGCUCUGAUAGCCUGAACUUCAUCCAUGCCCUGGAGGUCAUGCUCAAAUCCACUGGGCAGCUCAUGUUCCUGCCCAGGCAUCUAUCCCGCUUGAUGAGCAGCCAGGUGUGGAAGGAGCACUUUGAGGCCUGGGACCACAUCUUUGACUAUGCUGACAAUUGGAUUCAGAAGACUUAUCAGAAACUUGUUUGUGGUUGCCCUCAGUACUAUAACGGCAUCAUGACAGAUCUUCUGUUGCAGGGGAACUUGCCACUAAAUUCCAUCAAGGCUAACAGUAUUGAACUCACAGCAGGGAGUGUGGACACGACCACCUACCCAAUAAUGAUGACGCUCUUUGAGUUGGCCAGGAACCCCACGGUGCAGCAGGCCCUGCACCAGGAAAGCCUGGCUGCUGAGCCCAGCAUCUCAGGGAAUCCUCAGAGGGCUACCAUGGAACUGCCCCUGCUUCGAGCAGCCCUCAAGGAGACCCUGAGGCUGUACCCUGUCGGUCUUUUUCUGGAGAGAAUCCUGAGCUCAGACUUGGUGCUUCAGAACUACCACCUCCCGGCUGGGACCUUGGUCCAUUUGUAUCUGUAUUCAAUGGGCCGAAACCCCUCAGUGUUCCCGAGUCCAGAGCGCUAUAACCCGCAACGCUGGCUGGACAGCAGGCAGACCUUCCAUCACCUGGCUUUUGGCUUUGGGGUGCGCCAGUGUCUGGGGCGGCGUCUGGCAGAAGUGGAGAUGCUGCUGUUUCUGCAUCACAUUCUGAAAUCCUUCCACGUGGAGACACCGCUCCAAGAGGAUGUGAAGUUGGCCUACAACUUUGUUUUGAUGCCCACCACCUUCCCCCCCCUCACUUUCCGGGCUGUCACCUAGUCAUACUUCCCCACCGAGGAUCCCAGGCACAGCGCUAUCCUCUGUCUCCAUGAUCCUAGGCCACCCCUCCUGUUCUCCUGCAAGAGCACUGCUUCCUGGCCACAGUGCUAUGUAGAGGGCUCCCAGCUCAAACAGUGCAGGCAAAGCCCUGCAGGAUCUGGGCUCAGCAGGCUGUGCAGCCAGGCCAGAGCAGAGCUCAGGAGGAUCAUGGUGGCCCAGCCUGGUUUUGUCCCCUCCCCAGCCCCACCCAGCUCCAUCUCCUGCAAACUUUCUCUGCUAGAACACUGUCUCUCUCUCUCCUGAGCACGGUUUCCAGCAUCCUCCUGUGGCCAUCAGAUCACACUCUUAAUAUUGGCCAUACUUAUGUUUUCCAUUUAUGUGGAAUCAGCAAAGAAAAUAGAUCUAAGUUGGCGACACAUCACCUGAGCUAUGGCGUUGGUGUACGUGAACUCAAAAAUUAGGAAAGUAAUUUUGGGGCCGGGGAUUAGCUCCGUGGCACUGCGCCUGCCUUGCAAGUGGAAGGUUCUGAGUUCAAUCCCUGGUACCAAAAAAAAAAAAAUAAAAAAGGAAAGUGUGAAUACUAGUGAGGAUUGUGUAUCAGCAAGGGGUUGUGGUGGUCUCUGAGGGUCAGAGAUGUAGACAGGAGGUCAUAAUGGAGACCUGGACGAGGUGACAGGAGAGGUCAUUGCUGGAGAGCUGUGUCUUCCUGGAGAUGAAGCAUUAACUGACAUGAGGCAGGUAUUUCCUGGGGAAAGCAAUAAUCUCCCUGAAUAUUUAGCAUGGAUCAGAGUGUGUUAACCUGUUGCAGAUUUCUCUGGAGGCUCAGCAGUGUAUAGGGAGUAUAUUUUGACAAAGAACAAGGAUUUUAUUAAAUUGGGUGUGUGGGAUGAAUUAGGUCCACUGAAAAUCAACUUAAAAAGAUGUUGAGCCCCAAAUGUCCUUAGAACGUGACUGUAUUUAGAGAUAGCACCUUUAUCAAGGGAUUUAAUUCAAAAUGAAGUGACUGGGGUGGACCUCAAUCCAAUAUGACAGAUGUGUUUGUUUGGUAUAUAUACUACUUUUUUUUUGGUGGUAUGGGGAAUGAAAUUCAGGACCUUGCACUUGCCAGGCAGGCUUGGCACCGCUGUGCUACAUUCCCAGCCCUAAACACUACUUCUAUAUAGAUAUUGUUACCUAAAUUUGGUAUACAAUUGUGGAUUUUCAAUUUUGUCCAAUUAUAUGACUUUAAUAUACGUGAAAUGUGUUGAUUAGAUUAUUAAACUGCCGUGGCUUGGAUUUUAAACUUUCUCCAAAGGUCCACAUGCCAAGGCUUGGUCAUAUGGUUGAACUUUUAGGAGGUGGAGCCUAAUGGAAGGAAGUUACGUCCUGGGGGCAUGCCCUUCUUGGUGAUUCUGGGACCUCGACCACUUUUUCACUCCCCAUUGGCUUUCAGACUAUCAGGAGGCAAGCAUCCUUCCUCCACUAUGUGCUCUCCUUCAUAAUGUUAUGCUUGGUCAGGGUCCAAAAUGACUACAGACUGAAACCUCUAAAACACAGUUAAAAUAAAGCUUUCUGCCGUAAAAGUUGAUCAUCUCAAGUGUUUUAUCACAGCUAUGGAACACUGACUAACCUAUAUGCUAAGAUGUAAAAUAUAUAAAGCGAUGUAAAAAUAUAUGUAAUUAAAAAUGUACCUAAUUUA